Cladophialophora immunda is the source of this 1950-nucleotide messenger RNA. RefSeq lists its product as uncharacterized. The transcript is spliced from 2 exons. Gene Ontology annotation, molecular function: DNA-binding transcription factor activity, RNA polymerase II-specific; DNA binding; zinc ion binding. Gene Ontology annotation, cellular component: nucleus. The record is from RefSeq and is a predicted model, not a curated record. Bases 1 to 1950 code for a protein of 649 amino acids. Gene Ontology annotation, biological process: DNA-templated transcription. Lineage: Eukaryota; Fungi; Ascomycota; Eurotiomycetes; Chaetothyriales; Herpotrichiellaceae.
AUGGCAUGGUUCUCCCGUCCAGGUAGACCGUGCGAUGCAUGCCGCAAGAGAAAGAUAAGGUGUUUGGUGUCGGAUUCAGCUCGCGACUGUGUCCUAUGUCGGUCGCACGGGCAGCAAUGCACCUUCCUCGAGGCGCCUCCCAAAAAGAAACGGAAGCAGACCGAUGUGGUAUCCCCGGAGGAGGCUGCCGUCGCCUCAAUCUCGCCGGCAGAGACCCAGCAAGAACAACCUCACGAUUACUCGAAUUGUCCAGAGGCGUCUUUGCUGAGCCAGACGCUUGGCCAUCAGCACUUCCGCACGAACUCAUACAUUGGCGCUACGUCUUCUCCUAGCCGCUUACUGCUUGAACUUCCGAGUACUUCUCAGCCGGGCAGAUAUCGAGCGUCUGUCUCUGGCUCUGAGGUUCGACGCGUCGGCCAGGACGGCUAUUUCCUGAUGCUGCCAGACGACCAAGAUGCCAUCAAAGAGCAACUUGAGGUCCUCGACAAGAUCGAGGCUGCUAUAUCACCAUACGGCCCAGCUCUGGUCGAAUUGUACUUCCGCAUCGUACACCCUAGCUUCCCGAUCCUUCACAAAGACGUUUUCCUAGUGAAGUACGGCCGCUCGUAUCGGGAACUUACGCCGGCAUGUUUGGCCGCCGUUUACAUGUUGGCGCUGAACUGGUGGUCCUAUAGCGUUGACCUUGCUGAUUCCGUGAAGCCUGAUAUCUCGGACCUCGAGCAGCUUGUUCCAGGCCUCAUAGCUUUCGAUAAGGCCGCAAAAGUGUCCGAUAUCCAGGCUGGCUUGCUGUUCCUGCAGCGACCCAGACACGAUUCUUGGAGAUUGACUGCUCAACUAGUUGCUACUGCCGAAGAAGUCGGUCUGCACCGCGAUUGCACCGAUUGGGAAAUUCCUGGCUGGGAGAAGGGCGUCCGCAAACGCCUCGCCUGGGCUCUCUUCAUGCAGGACAAGUGGGGAGCUCUCGUGCAUGGACGUCCCUCACACAUCAAGGCGGAUAACUGGGAAGUCUUUCCCCUCGAACACGACGACUUCCCAGAGAAUGUUGAAGAGGAUCACGUCGAACAGGGGAGUUCCGAGGUAGAGAAAGGCAUUCUGAUCUUUAUUCAUCUCUCAACACUGACACAAAUACUGUCCAACGUCAUCGAUGAACUGUUCACCGUGGAAGCCAGCAAAAGACAUGGCAGUACGGUCGCUCUGCUGCAGACAGUGAAGCCAAUCCAACUACGACUGAAAUCUUGGUAUAACAAUCUUCCUUCAUGUUUAGAACUCGACACUACAACCUCAAGAAAACUGUCGGCCACAGGUCAACUUUAUCUUGCCUAUCUGACCGUGGAGGUGACACUUCACCGAGCGAUUGUUGAGUCAGAGAUGAAGAAACCUCUAGAUGCUGGUUUGCGACAGAUUACACGAGAAGCUGCGAUCAUGAGAUUCAAGUCCGUUGUCGACUUUCUGAAGCGGCUGAAGCCGGAACAUAUGCAAGGAUUCUGGCAUUUCGCAUCGGGGUCUUGCCUGGCUAUCAUCGGCACGUUCUCGUUGGUGCUUCUGGCGACAAGCACUGAUCCAAACGAGUCACGAGCCAUCUAUUCUCAAAUAGCCGAGUUUCGAUGGCUGCUUAAGAUCAAUGGACCCGGUGCUGGCUUCACCAAACCUGCGGUGGAUCUCCUCCAAUCGAACGCGGGUUUUCUCGCAAGAUAUCGCCCUCAAGGUCCUACCAAGGUCAUCCCUGGUAAUAUUCAAGGUCGAGCCAAUCGUCCCGCGGGUCAGACACAGUCGAAAACACUGUCAAAUACUGGAAGCCAGGAUGAGGUUGACGGCAACAUAGCUAAUACGCAAGCCUUUGAGAAUAUUUCCGAAGACCUACACGCCUCACCCUCAGGUAUCGGCUUUAGCCCAGGCCAGGCGUGGCUCUAUGACUUCGAUGAUCUUGUCUCCCAGGUCUGUUCUACAUAG